AUGUCUCACGGCACGUUUAUAAAGGCCAGGUUUCAAUCAUAUUCUUUCUUUCAAUUUUCUCUGUCUCUCUCUCUCUCCCUCUCUCUGUAUCUACCUAUCCAUCUAUCUAUCUAUCUAUCUAUCUAUCUAUCUAUCUAUCUAUCUAUCUAUCUAUCUCAAACUGUUCAUAUCUAUCUAUAUAUCUUAGCCUAUCCCUAUCUAUCUAUCUAUCUAUCUAUCUAUCUAUCUAUCUAUCUAUCUAUCUCUAACCGGUCAUAUCUAUCUAUCUAUCUAUCUAUCUAUCUAUCUAUCUUUCUUUCUUUCUUUCUUUCUUUCUUUCUUUCUUUCUUUCUAUCUCUUUGUAGCUAUCAAUCUCAGUCUAUAUCUAUCUAUCUCUCUAUCUAUCUAUAUCAGACCCGUCAUAUCUAUCUAUCAAUCUCAGACUGUUCAUAUCAAUCUAUCUAUCUAUCUAUUCUUCUAUCUAUCUAUUUAUGA
This is a messenger RNA of Acanthosepion pharaonis, 474 nucleotides long. NCBI's taxonomy places the organism in Eukaryota, Metazoa, Mollusca, Cephalopoda, Sepiida, Sepiidae. The record is from the annotation of a GenBank genome assembly.